AUGGAGCACACCCACCACGUCGAGUACACCUCACCCGGCCCUACUUGCAGAAUUUCCAUGCUCUGGAACUUGACCACCAUAGACACCUGCUUUCUCGCCUCGCACUGGCACGUCCACACCCCAGCGGAGUUCGCCGUGACCUGCAUCAGCGUUCUCCUCCUCGUCAUGCUACUCGAAGGCCUCCGGCGGACCGGGAAGGCAUACGACCGGUCCAUUGUGCGAGGGUUCGAGAAGCGAAGCGCCGCUCCGAACUCGUCUGCCGCUUCCGCUUCCGCUGACGAGGAUGGCGGGAAGGGCUGGAGCGCGCCACGCGGGACGCAGGCCGCUGCUGGUUCAGUACUGCGGAGAAGGUUCCGGCCGAGCGCCGUGCAGCAGGCCGCGAGGACGCUGUUCCAUGCGCUGCAGUUUGCGGUUGCUUAUGUGGUUAUGCUGUUGGCGAUGGGCGCGAAUGGGUAUAUCGUCUUCUGCAUCUUCGCGGGGGCUUACGGUAAGUUUGUUAUUCUUAGCUGGGAGACUGCGCUGUCUCGUGAGUGGAACUGA
Coniosporium apollinis CBS 100218 is the source of this 540-nucleotide messenger RNA. RefSeq lists its product as uncharacterized. Gene Ontology annotation, molecular function: copper ion transmembrane transporter activity. NCBI's taxonomy places the organism in Eukaryota, Fungi, Ascomycota, Dothideomycetes. Gene Ontology annotation, biological process: copper ion transmembrane transport. The transcript has a single exon. The coding region runs from base 1 to 540 and encodes 179 amino acids. The record is from RefSeq and is a predicted model, not a curated record. Gene Ontology annotation, cellular component: membrane.